Trichobilharzia regenti is the source of this 1570-nucleotide messenger RNA. The record is from the annotation of a GenBank genome assembly. Lineage: Eukaryota; Metazoa; Platyhelminthes; Trematoda; Strigeidida; Schistosomatidae.
UAUUGAUACUACUGAACACCGUAAGUCAAAUCUACCGCACUUUUGAUUAUUGGGGUUACUAGCACGCCUGGACCGAGUUUCUCAGAAUGACCAUAUCAGGAACCCUGUAUACUCCUCAGGGAUACCACAGAUCCUGGAGAGCUCAGAUAGCUGCUCAGUUUAGUGGUGCGACCUUAAAGAUAGUGAAUUUCGUCCCCGGUGAAACAGACACUGAUAAGUCAUUCUUGGCUAAAUUCCCUCCGUCUACUGUCCCAGUAUUCGAGGCACAAGAUGGGACAUGCCUAUUUGAUGUGAAUGCUAUCGCGUAUUAUUUGGGAACCAAUCAGCUGAGAGGUGGUCAGAAUUCAAAUUUCGUUACUCAGUGGGCCAACUAUGCAGACAACUGCAUACUCCCGUCCGUCGCAACAUGGGUUUAUCCGUGUCUUGGUAUCACACAGUUCAACAAACAAAACACAGAGAAGGCUAAAAGUUCACUUUUGUCCGUUCUUAAGUUUUUGAAUGAACAGCUAAGCAAGGUAACUUUCCUUGUAGGUGAUCGGUUGUCUCAAGCUGACAUAACCGUAUUCACAGCAUUGCACCCGUUGUUUACUCAUGUUUAUGAAGAGAACGACCGAAAGCCUUUCCCCCAUGUUAUACGUUGGUAUACCACUGUUGGUAACCAGCCGGAAGUGAUUAAAGUGGUUGGAAAGUCAUCGUUUUGUGUUAAGGCUGCCCAGUUUGAUGCCAAAAAGUAUGCUGAGUUACACGGAAAGGUCACUGAGACUAAGCCACCCAAAGAAUCAAAAGAAAAACCCAAGAAGGAAGCUGCUGCCAAAAAAGAGGCUCCUGCUAAAAAGGAAAAACCUGCUGCCAAUGAUGAUGAAGAAGAGGAACGCCCAAAGCCUAGUAAAAAUGCUCUUGCAAAUCUACCCGCUGGAAAGUUUGACAUGGAUGCCUUUAAAAGAGUGUACAGUAACAUGGACAUCGAGAAGGAAGCGAUUCCUUACUUCUGGAGUAAUUUUGACCCCGAAACGCACUCCAUUUGGUAUUGUGAGUACAAGUACCCUGAGGAGUUAUCACUGGUGUUUAUGACAUCUAAUCUUAUUGGUGGCUUUUUCCAACGAGUAGAAAAGAUGAACAAGUAUGCGUUUGCUAGCAUGUGUAUCUUUGGAGAAAACAACAAUAAUACCGUUGGUGGUCUUUGGAUUUGGCGUGGUACUGGUCUUGCCUUUGAACUAGAUGAAGAUCUUCAAGUUGACUACGAGUCUUACAACUGGCGAAAGCUAGAUCCUCAAGCUGAAGAAACAAAAAGUCUUGUUCACGAUUACUUCACACGCAAGUUUCAGGACAGACCAUUUAACCAGGGCAAAAUAUUUAAAUGAAAAUAAAGUGUUUUGUCUUGCUGGUUGAACUGCUUGACUUUUCGGUUACUUUGUGAAAAUCCUUGUGGUUUUUGACGGUGAAUGUUAAGCGGGUAAUAUUCCCAGCAUUUACCGUUGUUGUUGGUAAUAGUUCAUUAGUGAUAAUACUGAGCGUACAUACUUUUAUAACCAAGGCAGUCCAGUCUCGAACUGUUUCCGCAUCACCUGUC